AUGAAAUCAGUGCUCUUCAGCCGCUUCUUCAUCCUUCUGCCCUGGGUCCUCAUUGUCAUCAUCAUGAUCGAUAUCGACAGUAAAAGGACGAUCCGGGCUCCGGCGGCCGCUCGGACCGGCAGGGCGCAGCGGGCGGCCCGGACCGGCGCGCCGGGGGUCGGUGUCACCCCCAAUCAGACCGCGCUGCCGGUGAUCUACGCCAUCACUCCGACUUACUACCGCCCAGUGCAGAAAGCGGAGCUGACCCGGCUGGCACACGCCUUCCGCCAGGUGCCCCGGUUCCACUGGGUCGUGGUGGAGGACUCCACGACGCGCACGGAGCUGGUUGCGCGCUUCCUGGCCCGGUGCGGCGUGCCUUUCACGCACCUGCAUGUGUUCACUCCCGGCAGGUUCAAGCGAACCGGGAUGCCACGCGCCACCGAACAGAGGAAUGCAGCUCUCGCGUGGCUCCGGCAGCACCGGAGCCUGCGGGACCCCGGGGUGGUGUUCUUCGCGGAUGACAGCCUGGAGCUGUUUGAGGAGGUAACCGGACAUGAGUUGUGUUAGUUGUGUUAUAACUGUACAGGGAGCAUCAUGGCAAGAUGUCAUUCAGCCUGAACUGCGGCACACAAAUUGUAUCACUGUAAUCUUACACUUUUAAUAUCUGAA
This is a messenger RNA of Pleuronectes platessa (European plaice), 648 nucleotides long. RefSeq names its product galactosylgalactosylxylosylprotein 3-beta-glucuronosyltransferase 2-like. NCBI's taxonomy places the organism in Eukaryota, Metazoa, Chordata, Actinopteri, Pleuronectiformes, Pleuronectidae. Gene Ontology annotation, molecular function: galactosylgalactosylxylosylprotein 3-beta-glucuronosyltransferase activity. Gene Ontology annotation, cellular component: Golgi membrane. The transcript has 2 exons. The record is from RefSeq and is a predicted model, not a curated record. Gene Ontology annotation, biological process: chondroitin sulfate proteoglycan biosynthetic process; carbohydrate metabolic process. The coding region runs from base 1 to 546 and encodes 181 amino acids.